Molecule: messenger RNA, 4614 nt
Organism: Oryzias melastigma (Indian medaka)
Lineage: Eukaryota; Metazoa; Chordata; Actinopteri; Beloniformes; Adrianichthyidae
Product: mitogen-activated protein kinase kinase kinase 11
Exons: 10
Coding region: 1070-4192 (1040 amino acids)
Biological process (GO): protein phosphorylation; positive regulation of apoptotic process; microtubule-based process
Cellular component (GO): centrosome
Molecular function (GO): ATP binding; JUN kinase kinase kinase activity; protein binding
Source: RefSeq, a predicted model, not a curated record
CGUGAUUCUGAGCGGAAGCUUGACUGUUGGCGGUCAUCUGACUCUUUUCCUGUUGGGACAGAAAAGUUUUGAAACCCCACCCUCCGCGCUGCCUGUGUGAGCACCGACGUGAAGUGGGUCGAGUAUCAGGCGGGUGAGCGCUGCCCGAGCCGGGGGAAUGUGAUUGGAAGUUACGAUGGAGCCGCUGCGCUGUGUGGACGUCACCGGGACCGAGUGGAGCUCCGAGCUGCACCGGGCGGUGCGCUGAAACCCCACCGAGAGAGAGCGCGCGCGCGAGAGAGCGCGAGCUAACGGGAUUCACUUCUGUCGCAGGAAAGUAAAGUCGAGCAGGUCCGAGGAGCUCUUCCUGUUCCAAAGUCUGCGUGUUUUUUAGCGCUUUAACCCCAUCAUUGAGCUGCUCGCCAUGGGGGGCGCGUGGACCCUCCGCCUCAGAGGGACGCGGGGUUUCCUGACGGGGUCCCGGAGCGCUCACGCGCGCUUGCUGGAUGUUCGGUCUCUCUAAGGCUGGCUGGUUGGCUGGACAGAAGGCUCUUUUCCUGCCAUUCUUCUCCGCCUCGCGGCGCUUCCUGCUCGCGGUGACCGCAGCAUUUAAUGGCUACAAACACAGAAAUGCCUUCAAAUGGACACAUGGAUGUUUGGGGUUGCUGGAGCAACAUUCACAGGUGUUUCACUGAUCGAAUUGAGUGUAAAUAAGAGCUCAACAGGUGGUAAAUUGGAAGAAAAAACAUUUAUUCAUAGGGAUUGAAGAGUCACAACACAGAGUAGUAGAAUGAUGUUUUGCUCAUAUUAUAUGUUAGAAAGCUCACACAGAUUGUUGGUGUUUAUUCUGAAAGGAUUAAGAAUGAAACAUCUCCUGUUGAGAUGGAGAGGUCUGACAAAGAGUUGACUCUCUGCUGUCUUUGACGCCACUCCUGUCUGUCCAAAUUUUGCACACAUUUCUUUGGUCCCUGAUGAGCCAACAAGAAAGACAGGAAAGGGAGCGAGGCGUCAUAAAGUACUCCUUUGUACUUUAUUUUCCAACCCCCGGUGUGCUAAGUCGGAUCCAGUCAAAACAUCUGCUGGAGGCUCCAUGGAGCCGCUGAAGAACAUAUUCAGUCGCAGCUCAUUGUCGAACUGGAAAAACUUGGAUCAGUCGCAAAAGGGGAACUUCACCAACCCUGUAUGGACGGCCUUGUUUGACUAUGAGGCGUCUUGUAAAGAUGAGCUCACCUUGCGGAAAGGUGACCUGGUGGAGGUGCUUUCUCUGGACUCAGAGAUUUCUGGGGAUGAGGGCUGGUGGGCAGGUAAGGUCAACAACAAGGUGGGCAUCUUCCCAUCCAACUAUGGCUCCUUCAAGCCCAGCGGAUAUGCGAAGCUCCCCAACAGUGGCGUGGUUAGUGAGCUUGGCCAGGCUGUGGUGGCCCAGUUCGAACCCGCAGACGUGGAUUUCCGGGAGCUGAGCUUGGAGGAGGUGAUUGGGGUUGGGGGCUUUGGGAAAGUGUAUCGCGGUACAUGGAGAGGAGAGCUGGUGGCAGUAAAGGCGGCCCGCCAGGACCCUGACGAGGACAUCAGUGUGACGGCCCAGAAUGUGAUGCAGGAGGCUCGGCUGUUUGCCAUGCUCACCCACCCCAACAUCAUCACCCUGAAGGGCGUGUGCCUGCAGGAACCCAACCUGUGCCUCAUCAUGGAGUACGCGUCUGGUGGGCCGCUGAGCCGAGCGCUGGCCGGCCGCCGCAUCCCACCCCACGUCCUGGUCAACUGGGCCGUGCAGAUUGCCAGAGGGAUGCUGUACCUGCACAGUGGGGCCAUCGUCCCAGUCAUCCACCGGGACCUCAAGUCCAACAACAUCCUCCUGGCUCAGCCCAUAGAGAAUGAAUGUAUGGAGGGUCUGACUCUGAAGAUCACCGACUUUGGCCUGGCCAGAGAGUGGCACAAGACCACGAAGAUGAGCACUGCUGGCACUUACGCCUGGAUGGCCCCUGAAGUCAUCAAGUCGUCCACGUUCUCCAAAGGCAGCGACGUCUGGAGCUAUGGCGUUCUGCUGUGGGAGCUGCUGACAGGAGAGGCGCCGUACAGAGGGAUUGAUGGACUUGCUGUUGCCUAUGGGGUUGCUGUCAACAAACUCACCCUGCCCAUCCCCUCCACCUGCCCCGAGCCCUUCGCACAGCUCAUGUCAGAAUGCUGGGACCAGGACCCUCACCGGAGGCCCAACUUCAGCUCCAUCCUGACGCAGCUGAUGGCGCUGGAGGAGCAGGUGAAGGAGGAGAUGCCACAAGACUCCUUCCACUCGCUGCAGGAGGACUGGAAGCUCGAGAUUCAGGACAUGUUUGAUGAGCUGCGGUCAAAGGAAAAGGAGCUGCGGUGCCGUGAGGAAGAGCUGAAGCGAGCAGCGCUGGAGCAGAAGUCCCACGAGGAGUUCCUGCGGCAGCGCGAGCAGCAGCUGGCUCAGUGGGAGCAGGACGUGUUCGAGCGCGAGCUCAGCCUCCUCAUCCUCCACAUGAACCAGAACCAGGAGAAGCCCAACGUCAAGAAGAGGAAGGGCACCUUCAAGAAGCACAAGCUGAAGAGCAAGAACGGCGAGAAGAUCAGCAUGCCUCAAGAUUUCAUCCAUAAAAUCACAGUGCAGGCGUCCCCGGGCCUGGAGAAGAGGAGGAACUCGCCGGAUUUGGGUUCGGGCUCCUCGCCCUCCUUCGGCCCACGUUUUCGUGCAAUCCAACUGAGUCCCAGUGAGAGCAGCAGGACGUUUGGCCUCAGCCCCGUCUGGCCGUUGGAGGCGCCCUCGCUCAAGCAGGCCAACGGAGACCUCAGGUUGAACACCCACUGGAGGCCCCAGAGCCCCAAGAGCCCCAAAAGUCCUAAAGUGCUGAGGCUGAGCCCGCAGGAGAGCAGCCUCUCGAUGAGAGCCAAGCUCCUGGAGUCGGACAGCAAUGAAAAUGGAGACACCAUGGAUGACUUUGAGGAGUACCGAUCCACUACACCGACGCCCUCCUUCGCUCAGAACGGCUCCUCCGUGAAGGACAGCCUGCGGCUCCCUCCCUCUCAGGGAGACUCGGGGAGCGAGGAAGGGGGUUAUUCCCCGGCUGGCUCCCCCAUGUCAGAGAGGGGCUCUCCGGGUGGAGUGAUAAAGAACACGCACCGGGCUCUGCUCGUCUGCGGCUCCCUCCUGGCUUCUGUAGGAGUCGGCCGCUGCCUGGACGUUCCCCCCAGGGUGCCCCCCCGAACCAAUCCGCCAUCAGAGGACCGCGGGCUCUCAGAACUCGAGAUCUCCCACCCCAAACCCCUGAUUUCGGAUCCCCCAGUGGUGGACGACCUCAUCACCUUCUCCACCUCUGAGCCCCUCCCCCGACCGCUGCUGGAUUUAGCCCUGCAGUACCAGGAACUCAAGCCCCUGCCCCUGACGCCGCCUCCGCCGAACCCCCGCGAGAGGGCCGGCCCCCGAACGCCGCAGACCACGCACAGUACGCAGAGCUCCUUCCAGCAGGACGGGGUCACCCCUGGAGAAUGGACCGCCAGUUCUGGCUCCAGCAACGGCGAGCUGAGCUGUGACGCCUGGGAGCACCGCGCCGACAGGAGGAGGAGGUCCAGCCACGGCCUGCACGCGUCUCAGCUCGAACUGGACUUGCCCUUGUGCCAAGACGCACAGGACUCGGAGGAGAAGUCUCUGGUGCCCUACUAUCUCCACCCCAACCCCGCCCUGUGGAGUCCCAAAACCCGCCGCCUGGAGGUCAGCGUCAUCCCCCGGCCUCGCCCGUCUCCCAUCCGGCCCCGCAUCGACCCCUGGAGCUUCAUCUCAGCGGGCGGCGGGCACGCGGCAAGCGCUCGAAGUCCAGUCCGUUCCGACAACAGCUUGAUGGGAUACCAGCCGUCACCCACAAACCCCUUCACCAACUGCGACCCCUUCCCUUCCCCGGACUGCGACCCCUUUGCGCUCAAAGCAGACCCCUCGAGCAGCUCAGAAGUGGCGACCCCCUUCGACCCUUUCUCCACUCCCUUCCCCACCUCCCGCUCCGCCCCCUGCUCCGCCAACGGCUCUCCCACGCUGCCGUCGUUCCGCGUGGCGCCCAUCAACCCGGCAGACUCCUCCCUCAUCGACCUCAGCUGGACGGCCUGCAGCAAGCCUCUGGAUAUGACCAAAGAGAGGGCUCACCCCCGCAGGACUCUGGGGCUGAAACCCUUCAAGUCCCCCACUCAGCUGCGAGAUGACAGGUUCUGAGAACAGCGCCCCCCAUCACGGAGUUUGGGAACUGCAGCUUUUAUCACUCUACUGACGUUAUGAGGAGCAGUCUGUGUGGGGCGGCAGCCUGUCAGAAAAAGCAGAAAGCCAGGUAAAGGUGGCACAGGGGAUUGUGGGACAGCUGCCCGUGAACUGAUAGCUGGUGCUCGUUUCCUUCUUCUUGUCUGCUCCCCUUUGAAGGAGCAGAAUCUGAUCCUCAGAUUCCAUCAGCCGCCUCCUAUCAGCUGCUUUCAUCUCCCGCCUGCCUUUGAAGCAUUGUGACAACGCAGAGGUGGAUGAGGCGGCUUGCACAGCUUCCUCCGCCUCUACCUCUCUGCAGACUGAAAGCAUUCGGGACAAUGAGAAAAAAUCAGAGUGCCUUAUUUUGUGAAGUGUUUUUAAUAAAUGUCUUCUCAAGGUUC